Amblyraja radiata (thorny skate) is the source of this 3845-nucleotide messenger RNA. RefSeq names its product myosin XIX (gene myo19). The coding region runs from base 159 to 3098 and encodes 979 amino acids. The transcript has 24 exons. Gene Ontology annotation, cellular component: actin cytoskeleton; membrane; myosin complex. Gene Ontology annotation, molecular function: actin filament binding; microfilament motor activity; ATP binding. Gene Ontology annotation, biological process: actin filament organization. Lineage: Eukaryota; Metazoa; Chordata; Chondrichthyes; Rajiformes; Rajidae. The record is from RefSeq and is a predicted model, not a curated record.
AAGCAUCUUUGGUUUGAAGGCGCGAGUGGCGCCAGAUCCCUGGGCGGGAGCGAGGGAGAGGGAGCGCGCGCUCCUGGCCCGGGACCACCCUGCACCAAUGCAGCAGUGAACUAACCGACGCCCAGGCCCGAGUGGCCGACUAUAACACUAAGGGAGCCAUGGCAACGCGCCAGACUAAUGGAUUGAAAGAUUCCCAAAAGGUUUUAGAUUACACUACAUUGAAUCAUACAGUUGAGGAGAUAAAAGCUUUUCUCAUUAAUGAAGAUGAGUUGCACCAGUUUAAUGAUCUCACCAAAGUCAAUCCAGUAACAACUGCCACAGUUUUAAGAUGUCUCCAAGCAAGAUAUGCAGCUGGUGUAUUUUACACUAAUGCAGGUUGUACACUAGUGGCUCUAAAUCCAUUCCAGCGUGUGCCUAACUUGUAUUCCUCUGAGGUCAUGAAAGAAUACCACCAUGUGUCCCAACCGCAGGAAUUGAAGCCUCACAUCUUCACGGUAGCUGAACAAGCCUUCAGGAAUGUACAGAGCCACAUUGAACCAAUUAACCAGUCACUGAUAGUUAGUGGAGAGAGUGGUGCUGGAAAGACGUGGACAUCUCGAUGCCUUAUGAAUUACUUUGCUACAGUUGCUGCCUCAUCCACCUCUGUAAAGUGCCAAGAAAAUGUGGAACGGAUAGAAAAGAGAGUACUUGACUCCAAUCCAGUGAUGGAGGCAUUUGGAAAUGCUUCCACUUUAAGGAAUCACAACAGUAGCCGAUUUGGAAAAUACAUCCAACUCCAAUUAAACAGAUGCCAGCAGCUGCAGGGAGCUUCUGUGCAAACUUACCUGUUGGAGAAAACACGAGUUGCCUAUCAAGCUCCUUCUGAAAGAAAUUUUCACAUUUUUUAUCAGAUAGUGAAAGGAGCGACUGAGGAACAGAAAUCGGAGUGGGGUCUUCAUGAAGCAGCAGAAUUCUUCUGGUUACCAAACGCUGAGAAUACUUUAGAAGAGGACCAGUUCGAUGAAACCAAAAAUGCAAUGCUACAUUUGGGUGUUGAUCAUGCCACCCAACAUCAAGUGUUCACGAUUCUCGUUGGCCUUCUGCAUCUCGGCAAUGUGCAGUUCAGCUCUCCAAUGGAUGAGUCUUAUCCUUGUGAUCUCAAAGCAGAAGCUAAAAACUUUCUCGCAACCACUGCAAAUCUACUGAAAAUUUCUGAGGAGGACCUUUUGGAACAGAUAAGAAUUCGGACUAUAAAAGCAGGCAAACAGCAUCAGAUCUUUAAAAAACCAUGCUCUAAAAUGGAAUGUGAGACAAGAAGAGACUGUGUGGCAAAAGUUAUCUAUGCAAAACUGUUUGACUGGCUGGUAAAAGUUAUAAAUGGCUCUGUUUGCUCGCAUUCUUUCGGAUGGACCAAUUUUAUAGGUCUACUGGAUGUAUAUGGAUUUGAGUCAUUUCCACAAAAUAACCUGGAGCAGCUUUGUAUUAACUAUGCAAAUGAGAAGCUCCAGCAGCACUUUGUUCGACACUAUCUCAAGGCACAGCAGGAGGAAUAUACCUCAGAGGGUCUAGAGUGGUCCUUCAUCAGUUACCAAGAUAACCAGAGCUGUUUGGAUCUGAUUGAGGGGAAUCCCACCAGCAUCUUUUCCCUUUUAAAUGAGGAGAGCCGCCUUAACCGAAAUUCAGAUGAAAACCUAUUUAAAACCCGCCUACAGACAACUUUAGCUAAGAACCAUUGUAUCAGCUGGGAUGUGUUCAGUAAGGUUCCGAACUUCAUUGUUGCUCAUUAUGCAGGAAAGGUCAACUACCAGAUUGAAGGAAUGGUGGAGAAAAACAAGGAUCCUGUGCCACCAGAGCUGAUGCAGUUGUUGCAGACAUCCCGGGAUGUCCUACUGAUGGAGCUAUUUCCCAUCGAAGAGAAAGCACACAAUGACACUAAAGUGCAGAACAAAGCUGUUACUGUGGUCUCUAAAUUUAAGGGUUCACUAGAGAGCCUCAUGCGUAUUUUGAACAGCACUACACCUCACUACAUCAGAUGCAUAAAGCCAAAUAUGGAUUGCAAGCCUCGUCUUUUCACGUCACAGGAGAUUUUCACCCAGCUGGAAGCCUGUGGUUUAGUUGAAACAGUUAACAUAAGUGCAGCUGGGUUCCCCAUUAGGGUCCCAUGCCAGCAUUUUCUGGAACGAUAUGGACUGUUAGGAAAAUAUGGCCCAAUUAAUUUACCAAGUCCAGCCAGCGUUAAUGGAUGCUUUUCAACAAAAAAAGGGAAAGGUUCAUUAUCAACAGAUGGCAGCAGUGAGACUUUGCAGCCCGCUGUGCAGGACAUUCUCUCUCAUGUAUUAGACGGUCAAAGUAUUGUAUCGUCAUUCCAUAACCCAGCUGCGAACCAGUUUCGUUGCUCAAUAGUGCACUGUGGCAAAACAAAAUUAUUCAUGACUCAUGGUAUGCUUGAACUGCUUGAAAGUGCAAGAAAUCAAACACUUGACAAGAAGGCGCUUUGUAUUCAAUAUAGCUGGCGCAGAUACCGCCAGAGAAAAUUAGCACGAUCAAGACGGGCAGCAACCCUCAUUCAAGCAGCUAUUAGAUCAUGGUUGACCAGACAGUGGAUUAAGAAACUCAAUCAUGCUGCCAUUGUGCUACAAAGAGCAUGGAAAGCCUGGAAGAUUAAAAUGGAAACCUUGGCAGAUGAUGAGUUGGAUGAUACAUCAUACUUUAAAGAAAUAGAAUUGAUUCCAGGUUCUCCUAAGUGCUCAUCUUUAUUUCUCCCACUACGUGCGUCACCAAAUAAGCAGUCUCAAUCAAUUUGUGUUGAAAAUCUAAACCCGUGCUCUUGGCCUCUGGGUCUGACACUGUCAUCUUUUUGCAUUACUACAAUGACUCCAUCUGCAUAUGAAAUUCUUAAGGCUUUUGCUCGACUGGCAAUCUUGAAGUUGAAGUGGAGAAAUAACCAUAAAUUAAAGCAUACUCGGUCUCAUCGGGGCAUUGCUUCCAUUAGAGCAUUACCUGAGGUUCAAGUAAAGUUCCACUGUAAACGAUCUCCACUGCUUUUUGCUGACACUUAUCCAGAACAUCAAAAGUGCAUGAUCAUUGGCUUUAACCAGAUCUUAUUGGAAAAGGUGUAAAGUUAAUCAUUUUAUCAACAUACCUUGCCCCCAUUGUCUACUUAACAGUGUAUAUAUGGAACCUUGUAAACACAUGCCUCCUUGUAAAAAAAUCAGUACGCUUCUGAUAAUGAUAGCAGUCAUAAAAAGAAAAGUUGAUCAACCCUUGAUCAAAUUAACUCAAAUAUAAAGUUUGGGCAAAAUGCAUUUGUAAUGCAAGAGCACAGAUUUGUAUUUGCACUGUUCUGAUUUCAUGUUUAAUGAACGUUACAUAAAUUUUAUUUAGUGAAAUGUCAAUGUAAUAUUUGUUCAACAAAAAUAUUUUUUUCAAGAAAACAAAAUAGGAUUAUUUGCACUAGGAUUGUUACAAAAAAUUAUUUGUGAAGAGCAUUUCAUACCGUACAGUGCAUCACACUACAUUUAUUAAGUCCAUGGUUAUUUUUCUUUCCUCAUGAGAAAUUAAUCCAACCUAUCAUUUCAUUAAUACUUGCAUUUUUAUGUUAAAUUUGAUUGUACACAAAAUAACUGCCAUCAAUACAACAUGCAUCUGAACAAAAAAGGUACAAAUUGGUAUUUAGCUCCACGAGUUAAGAAUUAUUUAAGUUUUUUGCUGUGCAGGGAAUCUCUAGGUAACAUGCAGCUUUUCAAGCUUCUGCACUAAAAUACUUUCUCAUGAUUUUGUUUGCUUAAAUAUUUUAUGAACAUAUUUUGUUUAACAUUAACAUUCUAACAUUAAGAUGUUAGCAAAACAGCACUGACUGUUUUGCU